Molecule: messenger RNA, 825 nt
Organism: Penicillium verrucosum
Lineage: Eukaryota; Fungi; Ascomycota; Eurotiomycetes; Eurotiales; Aspergillaceae
Product: NADP-dependent oxidoreductase
Exons: 1
Coding region: 1-825 (274 amino acids)
Molecular function (GO): oxidoreductase activity
Source: RefSeq, a predicted model, not a curated record
AUGGCAGGAGUCGUCAUCUCAGCACCCCAAGACUCGCCCUUCCAACCCGGCGAUGAAGUAUACGCGCACACAAACUAUAUCCGACCAGGAAAUGCACGCGAGUAUUCCAUCGCGGUGACAGAUGAGCUGACACACAAACCAAAGAGUCUAAGCUGGGUCCAGGCUGCUGCGAUUCCUGUCUCUGCGCAGACGGCUUGGCAGGUUCUUUUUGUUCAUGCCCUUGGUACCCAAGGAAGUGAGCGAGAGAUGGAUCUGGAGGCUGCCAAGGUUGUUUGGGUGGGGAAGGGAGUUCUUGUUACCGCUGCUUCGGGUGGUGUGGGGAUUUGGCUUGUGCAGUUGGCGACGUUGCUUGGUGCGGAGGUCGUGGCGACGUGUGGUUCUCGGAAUGUGGAGCUUGUGAAGUCGCUUGGUGCGAAGGAGGUGCUUGAUUACCGGGUUGUGGAUUUGAAGGAGUGGGUUGCGCAGUCGCCUUCUAAUAAGGUGGAUGUUGUUAUUGAUUGUGCUGGGAGGGAGGCUCUUGGGGAUGCGUGGUGGACUGUUAAGGAUGGGGGUGUGGUGCUGAGUAUCUACCAGCCGCCUUUGCAGGUCCGUCCGGAUGACUUUGAGGGCGAAUGUGUGAAGGAUUUGUUCUUUGUCAUGCAGCCUGUGAGGAGACAGUUAGAGGAGAUUUCGAAGUUGGUUGAGAAGGGAUUGUGUCAGGGAUUGGUGGAUAGUGUUUGGCCUCUUGAGAAGUACGAAGAGGUAUUCAAGAGAUUGGAUGGAGGGCAUGCGAGGGGGAAGAUUGUUUUUGAUCUGUCGCUGAAUUCCUAUGUUGUAGAAGGCUGA